AAGAAGAAAAAAACAUACCCGCAGGCUCAUCGGAAACGCCGUCGUUUAAAAUACAAUUCAAACUGAUCAAGAAAUCACUAAAACAACACACAGUCCAAACUCCAAAACAGAGUCCAAACACAAGCUUGCCCUCUUCAAUGGCGGACACAUCCCUCUAUCUGCUCUCUCUCCUCUUUCUCCCCCUCUCUCUUCUCCUCAUUCUCUUCUUCCUUGUCCGCCCCCGCCACGUCAGCAUCCCAAUCAAAUCUCGCCACGUCUUCAUCACCGGCGGCUCCAGCGGCAUCGGCCUGGCCCUCGCCCACCGCGCCGCCGCCGACGGCGCUCGCGUCUCCAUCCUCGCGCGCAACCUCGAAAAACUCGAAGCCGCUCAGCAGUCCAUCCGCCUCGCCACCGGCAUCGACGUCGCCAUCUACAGCGCCGACGUGCGUGACUACGACGCGGUCAAAGGCGCGUUGGAGCAGGCCGGAGAUGUGGAUGUGCUGGUGUGUAAUCAAGGAGUGUUUGUGCCGCAGGAAUUAGAGACUCAUGAUUUGGAGGAGUUUAAGUUUAUGAUUGAUGUGAAUGUGAUCGGGACUUUUCAUUUGAUUAAAGCUGCUUUGCCUGGGAUGAAAGGGAGGAAGGACCGUGGUCCAGGUUCGAUUGCUAUUAUUUCGUCUCAGGCUGGUCAGGUGGGUAUUUAUGGCUAUACUGCAUAUUCAGCCAGUAAGUUUGCCCUCAGGGGCAUGGCCGAAGCACUGCAGCAAGAAGUCAUAGCGGAAGAUAUUCAUGUCUCUCUCAUAUUUCCCCCAGAUACUGAAACUCCUGGCUUUGUUGAAGAAAACAAGAGGAGACCGGAACUUACAAGUAUAAUAGCAGCUUCGUCUGGUUCAAUGAAAGCUGAGGAAGUUGCACGAAAAGCUUUAAAUGGCAUAAAAUCUGGGAAAUUUAUUGUACCCUGCAACUUUGAAGGAGUCAUGUUGUCCAUAGCAACGGCCGGUCUAUCUCCUCAACCAUCAUUCUUGAUGGCGUUUGUUGAGGUAGUUGCUGCUGGUAUAUUACGCUUUGCAGCCCUUUGUUUCCAGUGGAAUUGGUAUAGCAGCAUAGAGGGAUGGCACAAAAAGAAGAGAUAGUAACUAUAAGGUAUCCAGUCUUUUUGGUUCUACAUUACGCUGUUCCCGGUACUUGACGAGACCACUUUAUUUAUCCUUCAAUUACAUUGCAAUGGGGACAGUGACUUGAAGGCAACUUGGUUCAACAUUUUUACACGUUAGUAGAAGAAGAAACCCUCCUUUUGUUAAAGGUAUUUGGCUUUUUUGUUGACCAACAUGUAUUUUAUAUUCGUCUUUAAAAGACACCGUCACUCCAUAGUACGUUUGAUGAGAUGUCAAUUUUUAACAUCCUACAUCGAUAUUUUUAUCGUA
Molecule: messenger RNA, 1400 nt
Organism: Daucus carota subsp. sativus
Lineage: Eukaryota; Viridiplantae; Streptophyta; Magnoliopsida; Apiales; Apiaceae
Product: 3-dehydrosphinganine reductase TSC10A
Exons: 4
Coding region: 138-1109 (323 amino acids)
Biological process (GO): sphingolipid biosynthetic process
Cellular component (GO): endoplasmic reticulum membrane
Molecular function (GO): 3-dehydrosphinganine reductase activity
Source: RefSeq, a predicted model, not a curated record